Messenger RNA from Vairimorpha ceranae, 504 nucleotides. RefSeq names its product ubiquitin-conjugating enzyme e2 g1. The record is from RefSeq and is a predicted model, not a curated record. Bases 1 to 504 code for a protein of 167 amino acids. Gene Ontology annotation, molecular function: ubiquitin conjugating enzyme activity. Gene Ontology annotation, biological process: protein polyubiquitination; ubiquitin-dependent protein catabolic process. The transcript has a single exon. Lineage: Eukaryota; Fungi; Microsporidia; Nosematidae.
AUGAAGCAUAAUGAAGGAAACAGGUCUAAAAUAUUUAUUCUUAAUGAAUAUAAGAAUAUCCAAGCUAAAAUUAAUGAACAUUUUAGUGUAGGACUAAUAGAGAACAAUAUUUAUACAUGGGAAGUUUUGAUUUUUGGACCACGUGAUACACCAUAUGAAAAUGGAAUUUUUAAAGCAAAAAUGGUUUUUCCAGUUAACUAUCCAGAAGCGCCACCAACAUUUAGAUUUAUUUCCGAAAUGUGGCAUCCAAAUAUAGAUUCUGAUGGAAAUGUUUGUAUAAGCAUUUUACACAAACCUGGAGAUGACGCUUUUGGAUAUGAAGAAUUGAGUGAAAGAUGGAUGCCUGUUAGGCAUCCAGAGAGCGUUAUUAUGAGUAUUGUGUGUUUAUUAACAUCUCCAAAUUGUGACAGUCCUGCCAAUGUAGAUGCUGCUACACAAUACAGACUCGACAUAAAUGCAUAUACAAAAAAAGUCAUGAGACUAACCGAGAAAACAUUAGAAUAA